AUGGACGGACCGAUCCGGCAAAUACGAGACUUCGCCUCUCACCUCCUCGCCAAGGAAGUCUCGUCGCACCACCCUCUCUCCCCUCCCCCCGCCUACACGCCCAACCGCCAACCGCUGGACCUCCGCACCAUCACGGCCCGGCAGCUCGAGCAGCAGCGCGAGGCGCUGCCCCGGCCCGUCCUGAUAGACACCUCGCCCGUCACGGACCUGCUCGUCGGGUCGGCCGUCGACGACGCCUGCAACGUGAUGGCCGGCGACGACGUGGACGGCGUGGAGGAGGACGACGACGAGUCGUCGUCGCCCAUCUUCCUCCGCAUCAACACCUCCAUCAAGGUCGCCAGCAACAACAACGUGCUCUGCAUCGGCGCCACGCCCACCGACAACGCAAAGCAGAUCGCCGAGGCCGUCGUCAAGGCUAUGCGCGACUACAGCGCCGGCAACGCCGGCCUCCCCAUGAUCGACGAGGAGGGCCGCCCCCGUCCCGUCAAGAUCGACGUCGACGCCGGCGUCACCGUCGAGGGCGCCAACAACUUCCUCGGCAGCAGGGAGGUCUUCCAGCAGUUCCUCGAGGUGCAAAGGAGUGCACACGCCCGCGGCCAACGGCGGCGCCGCGAGGAAUCCGACGAGGAGGCCGACGAGGCCGCUGGCCCGUCAAAGCGAACACGCUCUACCCCUACCGAUUGA
Molecule: messenger RNA, 684 nt
Organism: Purpureocillium lilacinum
Lineage: Eukaryota; Fungi; Ascomycota; Sordariomycetes; Hypocreales; Ophiocordycipitaceae
Source: RefSeq, a predicted model, not a curated record